AUCACCUUGGACAAAGUGUAAAAAAAGUGCGUUAAAUGUUUCUGCGUGCACAAACAGGAAGUUGGUCGUGCUUUUAUGAUUCAUUUACUGGAUUAUAAUCCCAGAAGACGUGGUUCUUUUUGUCUGGGUGUGUUCACGCUGUGGCUGUGCGAAACAAAAAUAAAAACCUGUUUUAUGUUUUUAUUUUUUGUUCAUUUUAAAGUGUAUAUUUCAAAGCAUUUCUGCGAGCGCGUGAGCGUGCGUAAAGACCGACAGGCUUGAGCGCUUCAUUUCGAUUCACCGGGGACUCCUGUGCGCAACAAGAGCCCCCCCUUGGGUGCAAUAGUGCAAGCAGAGACGGCGGUGAUUGGCCAGAGGUGGAUCAGAUGGUACACUUCCCCUCUGUAUUCAGUGGCACCUCACAACCCCCCUUUCAGCAAAAACCAAAUCUCCGGUAAAGUAAUGGCAAAAGCACUUGGACUAUAAAAGACAACAAAUCAUAUUCCUCCGGAGUAUAUACACCCCGUGGUCCACCCAAUGAGUUCCUAUUUCGUGAAUUCAACUUUUCCCGUGUCUCUGCCGGGAGGACAGGACUCUCUCCUGGGUCAGAUACCGCUCUACUCCUCGGGCUACACGGAUCCGUUGAGGCACUACUCCAGCGCGGCCACGUAUGGCGCGGCCAACAUGCAGGAGAAGGUUUACCCGGCGUCCUACUACCAGCAGAGCGGCACCGCGGCCGCCCUGUACGGCCGCGCCGGCGGGGCCGCCUGCGACUACAACCCGGUGGGGACUUUCUACAAGGACGCGGAGGGCUCGUGCGCCUUCUCGAGCCGCGACGACCAGCCGCUGUUCGUCACGCAGGAGCACCAGCAGCGCAAGGCGGAGUGCGCGGAGCAGAGCGUCAGCAUGAGCAGCAGCCUCGACGACAAGGCGUCCACCCUCAUCUACCCGUGGAUGCAGAGGAUGAACGCCUGCUCCGCUGGCCCAUUUGGCAGCAGUGGCCGCAGGGGCCGGCAGACCUACACCCGCUACCAGACCCUGGAGCUGGAGAAGGAGUUCCACUUCAACCGCUACCUGACCAGGAGGCGUCGGAUAGAGAUCUCCCACGCCCUGUGCCUGACAGAGAGACAGAUCAAAAUCUGGUUCCAGAACCGCAGGAUGAAGUGGAAAAAGGAGAACAAACUCCUGAACCCUUCAAAGACACCCGAGGAAGAGGAGCAGGCGGAGAAAAAGAGCUAAAAAAUCGAGUUUGUGGGGGGGAACUCUGAUGCUGUCCGUGCGCACACUCCUCAAAUGAAAUGAUGUAUAAUUCAUUUGUAGAUAAUAAGAAGUUGCAGCAAAAAUGCCACCAUAGAGACUUUGCUGAGUGUCUGCACGGUAACCCUGUCCUCUGUUUGUCCUCGUGCUCGUGUCUUUAUUUAGAGGACUAUGCAACWAUCCGCCAACGUGUACAUAAAAACCUCAGCGUUUUUUAGUUUUUGCUGCCAUGAUUUCUGGUUUGAUUUGUUUUAUUUAAUCUCCAUGCAAUUAAAGCUGUUUCUGUCCUUCAGUGUGUAGCUGUCUCUGUGUGAUGAUAGGCUUGUUGUUUACAGUUCAAUUUGUACAAAAAAAGGGGAAAAUGUUUCAUGUUAUUUAUUGUUCCUCCACGUGUUCGAUGCAUAUCUGUGCAAUAUUUUGUUUAUGAAAUUGUACAUAUAAAAUAAAGGCUUUUUGAUGUAAA
Molecule: messenger RNA, 1699 nt
Organism: Austrofundulus limnaeus
Lineage: Eukaryota; Metazoa; Chordata; Actinopteri; Cyprinodontiformes; Rivulidae
Gene: hoxb6b
Product: homeobox B6b
Exons: 2
Coding region: 517-1218 (233 amino acids)
Biological process (GO): regulation of transcription by RNA polymerase II; anterior/posterior pattern specification
Cellular component (GO): nucleus
Molecular function (GO): RNA polymerase II cis-regulatory region sequence-specific DNA binding; DNA-binding transcription factor activity, RNA polymerase II-specific
Source: RefSeq, a predicted model, not a curated record